This is a messenger RNA of Owenia fusiformis, 764 nucleotides long. The record is from the annotation of a GenBank genome assembly. Lineage: Eukaryota; Metazoa; Annelida; Polychaeta; Sabellida; Oweniidae.
AUGUCGGUUGGGUUACCAGGCAGCGUUGCCCUUCACAAAACUGGCGGCUCAAGUGCCUACCACGAGUCCUGUAUCCCUGCAGCCAAGAAGAAUGUCAGUGUCCCACCUCCAAGACAGAAUUACACAGAAGCAGACUAUACCAAGUGUGAUAUUGUCACUCAGGAUGAAGUAUGGAAACAGUCAGUCAACAAAGAAAAGAAAGGAGUUAAGGAAUGGGAGGAAAAUUGGGGCUUCAUGACAGAAUUUGAUCCUAAGGGUCGUCCAAAGUCAGCAAAAGAGGAACCUACUAACAAAUCUCAGUUUUCUGAAGAUAUAAAUGUUCCCAAUACAAACUCUGGUAAUUAUGGCAAUAGAUUAAACACUGAAGUCGGACAGACAAUGCAAAAUAUGGAGUUCCAGUUCAACAGUGGGAGUAGGAAAAAGAAGAUGGGAAGUGAUAUGAUUUGUUAUUAAUUUCUAGUUAAGGAGUAUUGGAGUAGAAAACAAUAGCUGAAUUGCCAACCAGUUUGUAAUAGUGAUUAAACUGAACAAUGGCAGAUCAAGAAAGAAAAUCUCAAAACGAUGUGAUAGAUGUUGGAUUACUAAUGUCAACAGUUUUAUUUAGUGAAAUCUCAUUCAGUUCUGAGUUACAGUGAUAUGAGAUUUGGUAUGAAAUGAUAAAUAUUGUGAAAGUGUAGCUAGGAUUUGCCAAGGGGGUUCACACUUUGAAAAAUUCCAGGGGGGUUCACAUUUGGCAAUUUGGUCCAAAAAUGGCCAAAAUCACU